AUGGCCGACCAAGCUACACAGUCAAUCCCCGAGAGACCCAAGGACACUCCCGCCGGCGAGGCCGGUGCCGUCGCACCUGCCGAGGGCGAGAAGGGUCCUUCCAAGAGCGCCCUGAAGAAGGCAGCCAAAGAGAAGGAGAAGGCCGAGAAGGCGGCCAAGCGCAAGGCCGCCGAGGAGGCACAGAAGAAGGAGCAGGACGCCAAUGAUGUUUCGUCCGAGGACUACGGCGAGCUGCCCAUGAUCGGCUCCCAGGAAUACAAGCCCACUGGUGUCAAGCGCGUCACCCUCGCCCAGAUUGCCGACAAGUACAGCGAGACCACUCCCAUCGACGAGGCCGGUGGUGUUGAGGUCUGCUUCCGCGCCGUCGUAGAGAAUGCCCGCAACCAGUCCGCCAAGCUGUCUUUCCUGGUCUUCCGCGAGACUCUCAACACCAUCCAGGCUGUUGUUGCUGCCAGCGACUCGCUCAGCAGACAGAUGGUCAAGUUUGCCGGCAGCGUUCCCUCCGAGUCCAUCGUUCUGGUCCACGGUCUGGUCAAGAAGACCCCUGAGCCCGUCAAGAGUGCCACCAUCAGCCACCUCGAGAUCCACGUCAAGAAGCUCUAUGUUGUUGCAAAGGCCGACUCGCAGUUGCCCAUGCAGGUCUCGGAUGCUGAGCGACCUCUGCCCCUCGAGGGUGAAGAGGCCAAGGAGGACGAGAGCGGUCGUCCCAUCGUUACUCUCAACACUCGCCUCAACAACCGUGUCAUCGAUCUCCGUGGCAAGCACAACCGCGCCAUCUUCGCCAUCAAGGACGGUGUCACUGCUCUGUUCCAGGAGUUCCUCCGCGGACAGGGCUUCAUCGGCAUUCAGACCCCUAAGUUGCUCGGUGCUCCCACUGAGGGUGGUGCCAAUGUCUUCUCAGUCGACUACUUCGCUACCAAGGCCUUCCUCGCGCAAUCACCCCAACUGUACAAGCAAAUGAUGAUUGCCGCCCGCUUCGAGCGUGUCAUGGAAGUCGGCCCCGUCUUCCGCGCCGAGAACUCAAACACCGCUCGUCACUUGACUGAGUUCACCGGUCUGGAUCUGGAAAUGGCCUUCGAGGAGAACUACCACGAAGUCGUCGAGGUGCUCGAGAACCUGAUGCUUUACAUCUUCAACGGCCUCCGCACAAAGUACAAGAAGGAGACCGAUUUGGUGCGCAGCAUCUACCACGUCGAGGAAUUCAAGCUGCCCGAGGCUGGCAAGGUCCCUCGCAUUCCUUUCAGCGAGGGUAUCCAAAUGCUUCGCGACGACGGCCUCGAAAUCGGCGACUACGACGAUCUCAGCACACCCGAUGAGAAGCGCCUGGGCGCUCUGGUGCUCAAGAAAUACGGCUCCGACUUUUACGUCCUGGACCAAUUCCCCCUCAACAUCCGCCCCUUCUACACCAUGCCCUCGCACACCGCACCCGCCCACCAGAAAGACUCCACCGACCCUAAUGCAGGAUACAGCAACAGCUACGACUUCUUCAUGCGCGGUCAGGAGAUUCUGUCAGGUGCCCAGCGUAUCCACGACGCAGAUUUCCUCUGCAAGCGCAUGAAGGAGCAUGUGAGUCCUGUGGAUCCCAACAGCGAUGGCUUGAAGGAUUACGUCAAUGCAUUCCGCUAUGGAUGUCCUCCUCAUGCUGGUGGUGGUAUUGGACUUGAGCGUAUCGUCAUGUUGUGGUUGGGUUUGCCUAACGUGCGUUUGGCUUCGCUGUUCCCUAGAGACCCUAACCGUGUUGCUCCUUAA
Aureobasidium namibiae CBS 147.97 is the source of this 1749-nucleotide messenger RNA. Its product is annotated as aspartyl-tRNA synthetase. Gene Ontology annotation, cellular component: cytoplasm; aminoacyl-tRNA synthetase multienzyme complex; cytosol. Lineage: Eukaryota; Fungi; Ascomycota; Dothideomycetes; Dothideales; Saccotheciaceae. Gene Ontology annotation, molecular function: RNA binding; aspartate-tRNA ligase activity; ATP binding. The record is from RefSeq and is a predicted model, not a curated record. The transcript has 2 exons. Bases 1 to 1749 code for a protein of 582 amino acids. Gene Ontology annotation, biological process: aspartyl-tRNA aminoacylation.